CUCCAGCUCAACUGAUUGCACAUUUCUGUGUUCUUUAUAAUUCAACUGAGGAAGAAAAGUCAAAAGUAGAAAGAGGAAAGAGUGAGCUACAGGUGGAGUAGCCAUGGAUUUAAAGGCAGCCUGUUGAAACCACACAAAUGUUUCCUUAACUGUAAUCUUUUACAACACAGUGGCUUCACAUUGGACUGUAAAAUACAUCUUCUGGAAAUAUCAAAGACAGAACAAACAAGAGUUAUAAAUAAACCAAGACUGGAAAAAGUGGGAUUAAGAAGACUGAAAUCAAGUGAAAUUCUCAGUUGGACAUAAUGAACUCCAUUUUAGGAGCCCUGCUGCUCAUGAAAUGCCUAGUGGUGUCUGCAAAUAGCAGCACUUUGUCACCUGGGACAAUUACGACUACAUCGACAGGCAAUACAACAAAUGGGACAAUUACGACUACAUCGACAGGCAGUACAACAACUGGGACAAUUACGACUACAUCGACAGGCAGUACAACAACUGGGACAAUUACGACUACAUCGACAGGCAGUACAACAACUGCAUCUACACCUACAACAUCUACAACCAAAAUUGUACCAGAAAUUAAAAACCUUACAGUUCUUGCUCUGAGUACCAGUGAGCUGAAUGUCAGCUGGUCUUCCAACCCACAAAACUGCACCUUCAGCGUGAUGUACAACUUAACAAACAUCACCUCAGCAAUUCCACCUAUACUGCUUGAGAAUCUGAUAGCGGGCCACAUCUAUAAUGUAUCUGUUUCGGCUGAGUACGAUGGACAAAUGUCUGCAGUAGUGUCUCAGGCCAAUCAAACAUAUAUGGACUGCAAGAAAUAUAAGUGGAGGGUAAAUACCUCAGAAAUCUCAGUGAACAUCACAGAGCCAUUUCUGUAUGUAGAAGCUAAACAUGACAACGAGACUUACCUGUAUAACCACAGUGGUAAAGAGAUUCAUUUUCCGAACUUGUCUUCUGGAUGCGAAUAUAAUAUUUCCAUUAUCAGCGAAUUUGGUUUUACACUCUGCACAACAACUGUGUUCCUGGAUCCAUUACCAGUGACAGACCUGAAGACCAUCAACAGGACAAAAGAUCAGAUCACAAUGAGCUGGACACCACCAAGUGAUCGUUGCACCACGUCCUAUAAGUACAGGGUGUCUGUACCUACAAAAGAUAAUUACACUGUGCCAGACACACUAUUGCCCAUUACAGGUUUACAACCUGGAAGUGCCUAUAACAUAUGUGUGCAGUCUGUUACUUCUGGGAAUACCAGCAGCUCCAAUUUCUGUUUGACAGUCUACACUGAUCCAAGUAAUCCAAUAUUUACAACCAAAAACGUGACUACUACCUCGAUCGAAUUGCACUGGGAUGCUCCAAAAGAUACCAAUACUCAACAGUACAACUACUCAGUCAAAUGGUCUUCAGAAAAUCAAACAAGCAACGAAAAUAUUACAAAAAAUCUAUCCCUAAAUAUAUCUUCAUUGAGACCUGGGAAUUUGUACAAUAUAAUUAUUCAGUCUAUGAUUGCGGAUGUUAGUAGUGAAGGCCUGACAUUGAAAAUACUUACAGAACCUCUACCACCAAUUGCAAUUGCAGUAAAACAAAAUGGGACCACCACUAAUGUCACCUGGGGUAAGCCAACAGGCUCAAACAUCAGCGGCUUCUUCCUGAAAUAUACAAAUCGCACUCAAGAACUAUCAGAAGCUCAAAACUUCUGUCAGUUGACAAACCUAACUUAUGGAACAAAAUACAAUGUGUCUAUGUGGAGCUUUGUUACUGUGGAUGAGUUACUGGAAAACAGUUCUGUGCAAGGAGUGGAAUUUGUUGUAGACCCUGCAAUGAUUUCUCAAAUAAUUUGCCCAAGUAACUUCGGUGAGACCAGCAUAUACUUGUCAUGGUCAGUCCCAGAAGGAGAGUGGGACAAAAUCGAAAUGAAUGUGUCCAGUGGAAAACAAUACACAGUUCCAAAAAUCAGCUGCACAAAAGAAUGCGCACAAGAAAUUGAUGGACUGCUGCCAGCAACAAGCUACAAGUUCUUUCUGUCCACCAUGUCCUAUGGUGUAAAGUCUGCUCCGAUGAAGAUUGAGUGCUGGACGAGCAUAAUUGGUGUUGCUACUGGCACGACAGUCGCACUUCUCAUUCUAAUUCUUCUCAUCAUCAUUGUUAUCUUCAUUCUGAGGCGAUGUCGAGAACCUCCAAAGCCAUCUGGUUUCCCAAUUAAGCACUCCGACAGUAUGAAGAACAAGCCAAUCACAAUCAGCAAUUUUCCCAGUCACUUCUACUGCAAGCAUCGUGACACAGAUUUUGGUUUCUCAGAGGAUUAUCAGAGUCUUCGUUCUGUUGGCACAAACCAGUCAACCAAUGCAGCAUUGCUUCCAGGGAAUAAGAUUAAGAACCGGUUUACAAAUGUGUUGCCUUAUGACUGCUCCCGAGUCAAGCUUCAGAAAGGCCAAGAAAAUCCUUGCUCAGACUACAUCAAUGCAAAUUUCAUGCCUGGCUACAAUUCCAGCAAGGAAUUCAUUGCUGCUCAGGGGCCUCUGCCAAACACAGUAGCCAACUUCUGGCAAAUGAUAUGGGAGCAAAAUGUGCAAGCAGUCGUCAUGGUGACAAAUUGUGAAGAAGGAAACAGGGUGAAGUGUGAGCAAUACUGGCCUAAAGAUUGUAAACCUUGUGUCUAUGAGGACAUUUCAGUGACUACUGUAUCAGACACGGAGAUGAAGGAGUGGACUCUGCGAGAAUUUAAUGUGAAACAUACUGCAGACCUCAAGUCAACCCUUGCAGUGAAGUUUACAAAGCAGGAACUGACCUUGAAUGGGGCAGCCAACAGUCUUGUGUGGCCAGGAGAACUAACAGAAUGGCUUUGGAAAGUGCAAAGAAAGCUCACUUUGCCCAGAAUGCACUCCUGUUAGUAACUGAACAUGUGUCCAAGUAGUGCUGAAGACUUGAAUCAAGUGACUUGAACUUGAGUUGAUUUGAGUCACACUCUCUAUGACUUGUGACUUGACUUGAACUUGACAGUUAAUGACCUGAAACUUGAAUUGACUUGCAGGAAGAAGACUUGAGAUAAAACAAACAAACAACAUGGCUCCCUUUUUCUCCUUUGUAGUCCCUGAACUUUCUGUGGGAUGCAACACUUUCAGAGCAAUCAAUAAGUUUUCAUGUUUCAUGCACUUGGAGCAGUACAUUGGCCAGUAGGAAUGGCUAAGAUACAUAAUCUGUGUAAUAAACAUUAAGCAAUCUAACAUGAAGCAAAGUAUUUUAAUGUAAAUGCAUACAAUAUGGGUACCGAAUAGUAAAGAACAGUACGGCUGAGCCAAAAAUAAUAGCCUGUGGAUUUUUAAAUUUUAAAGUAGAAGACAAACACCAAACCAUUGUUUGUAAAAGAUGUGGAACUACAAUUACUGAUGGGAUGGCGCAUCUUCCAGUUUCGUGAGGCAUUACCAAAGGCAGCAUAUAGUGUGGUAAGCUAUUAGUCCCUGACUUCUAAAAUGAACAAUAUGGUGUCAGGGAAACACAUAACCAUAUGUAUCAUUAAAAGUUGUACACUGUGCUUCAACUUUAAUUGCAUCUUCUUUCUUUCACUGCUUACUGAAAUAUUCUUCAAAUUUUUUUUUUGUGAAAUGUGCUAUUAUUUUCAAUAACUCAAAAAUAGAGCAUUUUUAAUUUUAUGAAAAAACAUUUUUGUUUAACAGAGACUGUGUUGUGGUUUCUAUGGUAUUUCAGCACAAGCAUAAAAGUAUGAAAAGGUCCUUAAGUUAAUAGUUUUACUCUCUAAUGAACCAGCCCAACAUUCUUAAUAAUGCCAGUCUACAGGAUUUUGUUCACUCAUGUGCACUGCAGGCCUUAGGAAUCACAAUUAAACAAAAUAUCUACAGAUAGUGUAACUUUAGAUGCUGCUGCCAUGACAAGUAAUAAUGACUAUGCUACCACUAUAAUAUAUUAUCUUUAGUCAACAUUCAUUUUUGCUGUAUACAAUGCUUAAUGUAAUAUUCCAGACUUGACCAUAAGACCAUAACUGACAGACAUUUAUUAAUUUAGUUGCAAAGUGUAGAAAAAAUAUGCUACAUUUGUUAUUUGUUGCCUUUUUUCUAAUUCAUUAUCUGUGAAGAAUAUCUGAAGACCAAGAUGGUAACCCUUUGCAGCCAAGCAUCCCUCAGUUUAUUACAAGUGCUGUUAAACUUUUAUAACUCCAACCACCCUCAACAAAAGCUCAUCGCCAAUGUAAUAUUAUCAGACUUUCCCCUCUCAAAAGUUGAACACUUCUUGGUAGCAAGUAUACACCAUUCUGCCAGAAAGCUAUCCAUCCAUGCAUUAUCCAACCCGCUAUAUCCUAACUACAGGAUCACGGGGGUCUGCUGGAGCCAA
Molecule: messenger RNA, 4350 nt
Organism: Polypterus senegalus (gray bichir)
Lineage: Eukaryota; Metazoa; Chordata; Cladistia; Polypteriformes; Polypteridae
Product: receptor-type tyrosine-protein phosphatase H-like
Exons: 16
Coding region: 306-2894 (862 amino acids)
Biological process (GO): protein dephosphorylation
Molecular function (GO): protein binding; protein tyrosine phosphatase activity
Source: RefSeq, a predicted model, not a curated record